GCCUUGUCGUCUCCCAGCCCAGGCGAAAGAGUGAGCGCAUUGUGGGCACGCGAGAGGGGAGAGUCAGCUAGGGAGCGGCCAGAGCGCUCGUAUGUCUUUCCUUCUCUCCUCGCACCAUGUCGUUGCCUCCUCUUCUUCGUCCUCCCGUUCGCGCUUUUGCUUCUCGUCUCCGUCUUCUCCCUCACUUCUGCCGCCGUCGCUCGCUUUUCCGGUGAACAGAAGGAAAAGCUACCGUCUGAGGCUCGCGUGUGCCAAGGAUUCCGACACUGUCGCCUCCGGUGGCGAUUCUAAGCCCUCAAAUGGAAACCUGCCAAAGAGUCGGAGGGACAUUCUUUUGGAAUAUGUAAGAAAUGUUCAACCUGAGUUUAUGGAAUUAUUUAUGAAAAGGGCACCACAACAGGUUGUUGAUGCCAUGCGUCAAACUGUGACAAAUAUGAUAGGAACACUUCCGCCUCAGUUUUUUGCAGUAACUGUUACUACGGUAGCAGAAAACCUGGCACAACUUAUGUAUAGUGUUUUGAUGACUGGUUACAUGUUUAGGAAUGCACAAUACCGUUUGGAAUUGCAGCAAAGUGUAGAACAGAUUUCCCUUCCUGAUCCAGAAGAGAAAAAUAAGGAUUCAGAUCAUGCACCUGGUACACAGAAAAAGGUGACUGGAGAAGUUAUCAGAUGGAACAAUGUAACUGGUCCCGAAAAAAUAGAUGCUGUAAAAUACAUAGAAUAUCUUGAAGCAGAAAUAGAGGAAUUGAAUCGUCAAGUUGCAAAGAAGUCUUCAAAUGGACACAAUGAACUUAUGGAGUACUUACGAAACCUAGAACCUCAAAAUAUAAAGGAGCUGACAAGCAGUGCAGGAGAAGAUGUUGUUUUUGCUAUGAAUACCUUUAUAAAGCGCCUUCUGGCUGUUUCUGAUCCUGCACAAAUGAAGACCUCAGUGACAGAAACAAGCGCUCCCCAACUCGCUAAUCUGCUUUAUUGGCUGAUGGUUGUCGGGUACAGUAUUCGCAACAUUGAAGUUCGCUUCGACAUGGAAAGAGUCCUCGGCACUUCCCCAAAGCUUGCAGAGUUACCACCGGGGGAGGACAUAUGAAGCUGCUGUAAACUCAUGAAAGCCAACAGUGUGCACCUCCAAGGCCAAUCAUCCAAAACCAAGGUAAUAAUGUAUCGACCUAUCUUUCACACCGAUAGAACAUUCCAUGUAAGGAUGGGCCUUGGGGGAAAAAGAUACUAUUUAGAUACAAAUUUACAAAUGAGAUUGGAGGUACAACAAUUAAUAAUUUGAUCUUUUUUGUUCCUCUAUGGGAUAAUUUUUUUUUGUAGCAAUUUAAGUACAAAUGCUAAAAGAGUUGGCAUUCAGAAUAA
Messenger RNA from Zingiber officinale, 1359 nucleotides. RefSeq lists its product as uncharacterized. NCBI's taxonomy places the organism in Eukaryota, Viridiplantae, Streptophyta, Magnoliopsida, Zingiberales, Zingiberaceae. The record is from RefSeq and is a predicted model, not a curated record. Bases 92 to 1087 code for a protein of 331 amino acids. The transcript is spliced from 7 exons.